CAGCAGGCGUGCGGAAGCAACCUCUGGCAGCGGCAGCGGCGAGUGGCCGCCGGAGGCUGUCGGCCGCGUCGUGUGCUGCCUGGCGUCCCUGCAGUACGUUCCCGCAGCUGACGUGGCCCUCCGGCUGCAACAGCAGCUCCUGCCGGCGCUGGCGGCGGCGGUGUUGUCGCCGGCGUUGGUUGCGGAGCUGUGUACGGCAUGGGCCUUAGUGCGGCGGGCCCCGCCGCCGGCUUGGUGGCAGUGUGUCGAAUCCGCAGCGUUGGAAGGGCAGCAGGCGCUGGCGGAGGUACCUCCGCAGCUGUUCGUGCGACUGCCGUGGACUAUGGCACAAUUGGGUCACGUGCCCUCGUACGAAUGGCUGUCAUCGUACGUGUCGUACCUGCCUGCCAUGUUGGCGGCGUUGCCUGAUUUGGACGCCAGCGGCGAGGUUGCAGGCACCGCCGUCGCAGCUGGGCAUCGGGCUUAUGACGCCAGCCCCAGCAGCAACAGCCUCGGAGUUCGUCGCGCGGAGGACCUCGCUAACCUGGUCUGGGCCCUCGGUACGGCAAUCCACGAGGGCAGCCACCCUCCGGCGCUGCUGUCUACCACGGGUUCCGGAGCCCUGCAAGCGCUGCUGCCCGCGACCCAUGGGUCGUUGCGCUCCAUGGGUCCCACGCAGUUAGUCUUGCUGGUUGAGGGGCUGGCCCGGGUACGACACCGUCUGCCGCCGGCCUGGGUUGGUGCGUUUGGGGAGCAGGUGCUUCGUCAGCUGCAUGCGUGCUGUCCUGCCGACCUCAUCAGCAUCCUCUACUGCCUGGCCUUCCUGGACGCCCAGCUGCCCGCACCCUGGCUCGCUGCCGUACUCGGACGUACGAAACAGCUCCUUCCCGCGUUGUUGGUUUCGGAGCAGCAUUCGUACCGGCUGAACGAUCUGGCAUGGGCGGUAGCGCAGCUGGACCCUGCGGGUGGGCUGGCCCGGCCUUUCCUGGAGCGCUUGGUGAGGAAACAGGCGGCCCUAGAGGAGGCUAAGGCUGCUGAAGACGAGGAGGAGGAGGAGAGCGGCGAUAGGGGUGUGGGUGAGGAUUUCGGCGAGGAAGUGGAGGAGAACAAGAGGGGCCGAACCAAGCGGCGUGUGCGGAAGAGCAGCAUUAGGACCGGUGGUAGAAGCAGGGCAGUAGCAGCAGGGCGCUUGCGACGAUCAACGCCUCCUCCACCUCCCUCCCCUUCCACUGCUGUCAACGGUGGUAGCAGCAGUGGCGGUGACAGCGGUAGCGGUGAGGGCACUGCAGCAGCAGAGGCAGCAGCACAGCGCAGGCUGGGAAGGCAGUCGCUUGCCGCCUGCCUUGCAGAUGUGAACGGUAGCGAUAACAGCCACAGCACUAGCCGGUAGCAUGGUAGUUGUUACACCUAUUGUACCUAUGCGUUUCUGGCGGGUUUUACUGUGUUGCUGGUGAUCUAGCGAAGGUUCCAGGUAUAGCUGUCCAGUGUUAGACGCCGGUUGUGAGGGGCACACUAACUGGCUUGUUGCGUACGGACCCAGUAAUGUCGGAUGUGCUAUGGUUGAGGGGAGCGAUGCGGAGUGUGAUGCGGAGGGGUGAGUGAGUGAUCGAGUGGCUGCAGCGCACAUACGUAGAGAGUGGGAGCGAAUGAUUGGAUGGACGGAUGAAUGAAUGGAUAAAAACGCAGGAUUGCAAUGCAUCGGACAGCGUUGUUAGUGUGGGAGUGGUUGCGGUUAUGUUGCCGCCGACGAGGCGGUCGCCGCUGAUGCCGCUGCUGCUGUUGCCUCUUAUCUUGGGAGGAAGGGACGUCUUUGGUCUAGACGCGUUGUAGUGGGCACGUUGAGGUUGCGGGGACCCAGCGGUGUAGUGCAUGUUGCGUUUGUGAGCCAGCGCUGCCCACAUUGCAGGCGAGGCCUCCAAGGGGGGAUCCAUGCAUGGGGGUCGGAUCAGCGAGGGGGUCUGACCAGUUGGCUACCCACGUACCCAACUCGAGGAAGAUGGGUGUCUACUCACAGUAUCGGACUUUGGGACCCUUGGACACAAUGUUUCCCAAAAAAGCUGCCGAGUGCCUUUCCCCCUUCCUGGGUUGUUGGCUUCCCAGGCAGCAUCGCGGUUGACGUGGCGCUGUUUCCGCCGUUAUGCGGAUAUCUGGCGACGCUCAAAAAGGCAUUGGGAGUGAUACCGGUUUGACUCCCAUUAGGCGCCUCAUUGCUGCCCUUCUGCCUUGUUGUUGCUCUCCUGCCAAAUUCUUGCUGUGUAAUGACGUCGACAGGCGCGCAAGUGCUCGUUUGUUGGUGGUGCUUCUUCGGGUUGCUUGGUUUUUGUCGUACCUUCAGACAUGUGUGUUAAGAAAACUGGUCAGACAUGUGUAUUGUGCGAGUGUGUUGUAAAUCUGAGGUUGUCACGUUUUACCUUGGCUGUUAUGUUGACUGCGUUUUGGUUGGUUGGUUGGUAUACCAUGUGUGUUUGCGUGUGUCUCUUGGGUCGCUACCCACUAUAGGUGAUUAAUAACGAACGAACGCAUUUAAAGCAGCAGCAGCAGCAGUAGGCGGGUAGGCAGUUGAGCUCAUGCCUUUUUGGCGAUUUGGGUCGGCUCUGUAGGAAAAGAGGAGGGCGUGCCGUACAUGCGCAGUACGGCAGGCACGCGGGCAUGCUAGUUGUCCCACAUGCGGUCCUUAUCGAUGUUGUCCAAGAGGGGAGGAGGUGGGUUGCAUUGGAGGAGAGGAGGUAGGUUGCAUGGAGGAAUGACACCCCAACUGGGCGUGUGCGAGAGGAGUGCUGCGCUAUAUCGUUGCAGAGGCGGCCAUUAGAUGGUGCCGUGUUACGUUACGGACAUUGUGAUCCGUCCCUCUGUUGCUGGGGAAUAAAGGAGGGCAGCAGGGAAGGAGAGGGGAAGGCAUCAUGGGGGAUAAGGAUAGCCCACAGGUUUGGGUACUGAGUUAUUGACACGCGG
Messenger RNA from Astrephomene gubernaculifera, 2931 nucleotides. The record is from the annotation of a GenBank genome assembly. NCBI's taxonomy places the organism in Eukaryota, Viridiplantae, Chlorophyta, Chlorophyceae, Chlamydomonadales, Astrephomenaceae.